Molecule: messenger RNA, 2952 nt
Organism: Calypte anna (Anna's hummingbird)
Lineage: Eukaryota; Metazoa; Chordata; Aves; Apodiformes; Trochilidae
Gene: USP43
Product: ubiquitin specific peptidase 43
Exons: 15
Biological process (GO): protein deubiquitination
Molecular function (GO): cysteine-type deubiquitinase activity
Source: RefSeq, a predicted model, not a curated record
AUGAGCGCGGCGGGGUCGGCGGGGGGGGCGGCCCCGGGCGGCGGAAGGGGGCAGCGGGGAGGGGGGAGCCCGGCGGGGCGGCGGGCGGGGGGGGGCGGGCGGCGGAGGGCCCUGCGCUCCCUGGGCAGCCUGGCCGGGAGGCUGCUCCGCUCCUGGGCGCGUCUGGCCGGGGGUCGUGGAAUCCCCCGCUCCGUGCCGGAGGACGACGAGGGGGGGUUCCGGGGAGGGGGCGGCCCCGGCGGGGAGCGGCUGCGGCGGCGGCGGCCCGGGGGGGCGAUGGCGGCCCCGGCGGCGGCCCCGGCGGGGACGGUGGUGAUGGGGUUGGCGGAGGGGGAGCGGCCGCCGGGCGCGCAGGGGCUGCGGAACCACGGGAACACCUGCUUCAUGAACGCGGUGGUGCAGUGCCUGAGCAACACGGCCCCUCUGGCCGAGCGCCUGGCCCUGGGCCGCUACCGUGCCCGGGGAGCCCGAGCCGAGGUCACCCACCGGCUGGCGACACUGGUCCGCUCCCUCUGGACCCGCCGCUACACGCCGCAGCUCUCCGCCGAGUUCAAGAACAUCGUCUCCAAGCACAGCUCCCAGUUCCGGGGCAACUCCCAGCACGAUGCCCUCGAGUUCCUGCUCUGGCUCCUGGACCGCAUGCAUGAGGACCUGGGUGCUGCCUCCCCCGCCCCGCAGCCCCGCGGCCCCCAGGAGCCUGGCGAGGAUGGGGGUGGUGGUGAUGGCAGCUCCAUGCCAGCCCCCCAGCCCCCCCGGGGACAGAGCUUCGUGCAGAGCCAUUUCCAGGCACAGUACAGGUCCUCCCUGACGUGUCCCCACUGCUUGCAGCAGAGCAACACCUUCGACCCCUUCCUCUGCAUCUCCCUGCCCAUCCCGCUGCGCCAGACCCGGGCUCUGAACGUCACCCUGGUGCUGCAGUGCGAGCAGCGGCGGUUCCUGCGGGUGGGCCUGGCCGUGCCCCUGCUGGGGACAGUGUCCCAGCUGCGGGAGAUGGUGGCACGGGAGGGACACAUCCCCCCGGAGCAGGUGAUCCUGGCCGAGGUGUCCCCGCGGGGGUUCCUGCGCUCGCUGGGGGACACGGAGGAGCUGGGGGGGGCGGGCCGGGGGGCUCCUCUCUACGCCUUCCAACCACCCCCCGCCCCACGCACAGGUACCGGGGCGGCUCUGCCCCGAGAGAGGGAACGGGACGGGCAGGGCAGGGGGAGCCCUGAUUGCCUCCCCGCCUCCCCCGGGGCCCCGCGCCCACUGCCCACCCCUGCCCGCUCCUCCGACUGCCUGCACCGGGGGGCGACCGGGAGGCUGCUGCUGCUGCUGCUCUGCAACACGGCGGGAGACGGGGCGCGCCUUGCCAGGUUUGGGCCCCCGCUGGUGCUGCGGGAGGAGCGGGGCAUCUCCUGGGAGCAGCUCCAGCAGAGCAUCCUGACCCAGCUGCGGGCUCUGCUGCGGGGAGAGGUGCGGGCACAGGGCUCAGGGACCCUCUUCCGCAUCCGCCUGGCCGGGGGCUCCUCCCCCUGCCCCUACCUGUCCCCGCAAGACCCCCGCCCCCUCUGCCACCCUGCCAUCGACAGGUAAGGGCACUGCAGGGACAGGGUGGCCCCCCCCCACGUGAAGCUGACGGUGGAGUGGGACAUGAGCACCAAAGAGCGUCUUUUCGGCAGCAUCCGGGAGGAGGUGGUGCAGGACGCGGCCAGCGUGAGGCUGCAGCAGCAGGCACAUCGCCAGCAGCAUUCCUGCACCCUGGAUGAGUGCUUCCAGCUCUACACCAAGGAAGAGCAGUUGGCCCCAGACGACGCCUGGCGCUGUCCCCGCUGCCAGGUGCCCCAGCAGGGGACGGUGAAGCUGAGCCUCUGGACCCUGCCCGACAUCCUCAUCAUCCACCUCAAGCGGUUCCGGCAGGUGGCAGAGCAGCGGCACAAACUCAGCACCCUGGUGAGGUUCCCCCUGCGGGGGCUGGACAUGGCCCCCCACGUGGCACAGCGGGGACAGGGCCCUGGGAAGCUGCUGGGGCGCUGGGGGUCCUGGCAGCCCCCCCGCUGCUCCCCCCAUGACUACCUCUACGACCUCUACGCCGUCUGCAACCACCACGGCAGCAUGCAGGGAGGGCACUACACCGCUUACUGCUGCAACGCCCUGGACGGGCGCUGGUACAGCUACGACGACAGCCGGGUGGAGGGGGUGCGGGAGGAGGAGGUGAGCACCCGCAGCGCAUACAUCCUGUUCUACCAGCGCCGCAACGCCGGGGGUCCCGCCGCCUCCCCGCUCCCCCAGCACUGGCUGUCCCGCCUGGGUGACAGCAGAUGGGACACCGCCUCCUCCUGUCCCUCGGCCACCCCCCCCGGCACCCCCGCAGCCCCGGAGAAAGGUGGCUUCGAGGCCAGACCCUCGGUGCGGGGGGUCCAGGGCUGCAGCCCCCCCCCUUCUCCUGCCGCCGGGGCCGGGGGGGGACCAGGGGGGCUGGUGGCUUACCUGGAGUCGGGGCGCAGACCCCGCUGCACCCGCCGCCCCCUCCUGCCGCUCAGCUCGGGGGGGGAGAGCAGCCCCGACACCCCCCCGGUUCCCCGAGCCCCCAAACAGCCCGGCACAGGGCAGGAGGAAGGUGGACCCCCCAGAGCCCCCCGCCGGCCCCUGCUGCGGCGAGCUGCCAGCGCCGGAGCCGAGGGGACCCUGCGCCUGCCCCCCAAAAGCCAGAGCGGGGAGGGGGGGCGGCCGGGGAGGCAAGGGGGGGUCCCCUCGGCACAGCUGUCCCCCGACCCGAUGGCCAUGGCGCGGUCGCACAGCUCGGCCAGUCUGCCCCCCCGUCCCGGGGGGGGGCUGCGGCGCUCAGCAUCGCUGGGCAGGGGUGCGGGGGGCACCCCCCUGCCCCCCCGGGCAUCCCCCGGGGCCACGCUGCAGCGAGGCCGGCAGCUGGUGGGCUCCCUGCGCCCCACGGCCGUGCCCGAAUCCAGCUUCUGA